This is a messenger RNA of Panicum virgatum (switchgrass), 2016 nucleotides long. RefSeq names its product bifunctional nitrilase/nitrile hydratase NIT4-like. The record is from RefSeq and is a predicted model, not a curated record. Gene Ontology annotation, molecular function: nitrile hydratase activity; nitrilase activity. Lineage: Eukaryota; Viridiplantae; Streptophyta; Magnoliopsida; Poales; Poaceae. Gene Ontology annotation, biological process: detoxification of nitrogen compound. The coding region runs from base 1157 to 1831 and encodes 224 amino acids. The transcript has 5 exons.
UUGCUUCAAUUGUGGGAGUAGCGCACAUAGUGCUCGAUUCAUUGUCUGGCCCGUGUGGCACGCGUGCUCUGGAGUCUGGAUUGGUGCUGUGCGCAAGGUGCUUGAUUGUUUGUCUCGCCAAAACUAGCAUAUUGAAUUGUGUAGAUUGAUGGCUCAUACCCGUAAAUGUUCAUAACGAAAUCGUUUAGCUCAAUUGUGAGUGUCAUUAUAGGGUAGAUUUCAUCUCUUCAAUACUAGUUGAUUGACAUGAUGCAUCUCUUCAAGUAGACAUCGCUGUGUAUUUCAGGUGAUGUUAAUCUUAGUCACAUGUACGAAGCAAUGGGUUUUCUCAGGGUGAAUGAACUAGAUGGAAAAGGUGGAUACAACUUAGAUAGUGGUGGGUGAGUAGCGUGGACAGUUUUCUUGCUUGGAGGAUGAGAUAAAGUGGAGAAAUUGAUAGCGGAGGCAGCUGGAUAUGGUUCACAGUUGGUUUUAUUUCCAGAAGUCUUCAUUGGUGGCUACCCUCAUGGGUCUACCUUUGGACUGGUUGUUGGCAAUCGCACUGCCAAGGGAAAGGAAGACUUUCGGAAGUAUCGUGCAGCAGCCAUAGAUGUGCCUGGCCCAGAAGUAUCCCAGCUAGCUGCAUUAGCUGGAAAAUAUAAGGUGUUUUUGGUGAUAGGCGUGGUUGAAAGGGCAGGAUAUACCAUAGUCACAGGAUUCGGGGUCGAUGCCUCGUCCCUCGACCCGGGAACGUCGUUCCGAUUCGAGGGUCGGGGUCGAAAAGGGUCAGUGUCCCAUUCAAGGUUGGAUCGUGUCCCGGUUUGAAAGGGGUCGCAGCCCCAUUGCUAGCAGAUUUAAUUGGGAUAAGGAGGUUAAGGAUAGUGGAUUGAUGUGGUUUUUAUUAGACAAUGAGCUGAGUACGUAUUGCAUGAUCUAAAUGUACUUUUUUAUAUAUUUCUUAUAUGCUUGUGCAGAUUAGUUUCUUCAUUAGUAGCAUAUAUAUAGUUUUUGUCUUUAUCGACCCGAAGUAUCGACCCCGAUGAAUCAGGGUCGCGUCCCACAUAAUAAUUUAUCGUUCCAUAGAUGUAUACCCCCUUCGUACCAUAAUUUUAUAAAGUGACGACCCUCGACCCUCGACCCCGUUCCUCGACCCGGUCGACCCAGGAACUUUGUGACUAUGGGAUAUACUCUAUACAACACAGUGCUCACCUUUGAUCCACUGGGAAAAUACCUAGGGAAGCACCGCAAGCUCAUGCCUACCGCACUGGAACGAGUGUUUUGGGGGUUUGGAGAUGGAUCUAUAAUACCUGUCUAUGAUACUCCUAUUGGAAAAAUCGGUGCCCUCAUUUGCUGGGAAAACAGAAUGCCACUUCUCAGGACGGCCAUGUAUGCCAAAGGUGUUGAGAUAUAUUGUGCUCCCACUGUUGAUUGCAUGACAAGUUGGCAGGCUUCUAUGACACACAUUGCCCUUGAAGGGGGAUGCUUCGUUCUGUCAGCAGUCCCGUUCACCCGCAGAAAGAACUAUCCUCCCCCUCCCGAGUAUACAUUUGGUGGCCUAGAGGAAGAGCCAUCACCGGAAUCUGUUGUUUGUUCUGGGGGGAGUGUCAUCAUUUCACCAUCUGGAACGGUGCUGGCAGGUCCCAACUAUGAAGGCGAGGCCCUCCUUACAGCUGACCUGGACCUUGGAGAGAUUGUUCGAGCCAAGUUUGAUUUCGAUGUGGUGGGCCACUACUCGCGACCUGAGGUGCUGAGUUUGGUGGUGAAGACAGAUCCAAAACCCGCUGUCUCCUUCACUUCCGAUGACGAGCAGAGUUUUGCUGGAAAGAGGGAUGACGUUUUGAAGAAGACCUAGUGGCCACCUAUCUUUAAUGACGUUAUAAAGAUACAACGAUUGAAAGUGGCCUUUGCAUCACAAUAAUUGCGGGCUUUUGUUUUUUUGCGAGUGAGUUGUGGGCUUUUGCUGUACAUUUCAUAAUAAACUUUUAUGUUCAGUUACGAUGGAUCCUAUUCUUAUCCUACAGAAAAUUGGCUAGAAAA